AUGGAACUCAGUAGUGAUUGUGACGAUGAUGGUAGAAUGGAGCUCAGUAGUGAUUGUGAUGGUGAUGGUGAUGGUAGCAUGGAGCUCAGAAGUGAUGCUGAUGGUAGCAUGGAGCUCAGUAGUGAUGGUGAUGGUGAUGGUAGCAUGGAGCUCAGAAGUGAUGCUGAUGGUAGCAUGGAGCUCAGUAGUGAUGGUGACGAUGAUGGUAGCAUGGAGCUCAGUAGUGAUUGUGAUGGUAGAAUAGAGCUCAGUAGUGAUGGUGAUGCUGAUGGUAGCAUGGAAGUCACUCUAGUGAUGGUGAUGGUGAUGGUAGCAUGGAACUCAGUAGUGAUUGUGAUGGUGAUGCUCAGUAGUGAUGGUGAUCGUGAUGGUGAUGGUAGUAUGGGGCUCAGUAGUGAUGGUGAUGCUGAUGGUGAUGCUGAUGGUAGCAUAGAGCUCAGUAGUGAUUGUAAUGGUAGAAUAGAGCUCAGUAGUGAUGGUGAUGCUGAUGGUAGCAUGGAAGUCAGUAGUGAUGGUGAUGGUACCGUAGAGCUCAGUAGUGAUUGUGAUGCUGAUGGUAGCAUAGAGCUCAGUAGUGAUUGUGAUGGUAGCAUGGAGCUCAGUAGUGAUGCUGAUGGUAGCAUGGAACUGAGUAGUGAUGGUGAUGAGCUCAGUAGUGAUGGUGAUGCUGAUGGUAGCAUGGAAGUCAGUAGUGAUGGUGAUGGUGAUGGUAGCAUGGAACUCAGUAGUGAUUUUGAAGGUGAUGGUAGCAUAGAGCUUAGUAGUGAUGGUGAUGUUAGCAUGGAGCUCAGUAGUGAUGGUUUAUGGUAG
Messenger RNA from Haliotis rufescens (red abalone), 810 nucleotides. Its product is annotated as clumping factor A-like. The transcript has 3 exons. The record is from RefSeq and is a predicted model, not a curated record. Lineage: Eukaryota; Metazoa; Mollusca; Gastropoda; Lepetellida; Haliotidae. Bases 1 to 810 code for a protein of 269 amino acids.